CGGUCGACUAACUGCAAAUAUGUUUCGAUUUUGCCGAUUAUAUAUAUGUGUAUAUUAUCGUAUUGUUUAGUCCAUAAAAACAACGCGUAGUUUUAGUCUUCAAAACAAAUGCAGCAAGAUGAUUAGCAGAAGCGUAGACAGUACAGGCAAACAGCCAACAUUUCGUGUCAUACGUGAAGUGUAUGAUAGCUCAAAUGCACACGAGCGCUUUGAAGCAGAGCUGGACAAAGCGCUCGAGGAAAAGGUAGACUUUAUUAUAAUUGAGCCUCCACGCUUAGGCGAUGAAACCGGUCGCUGGAUUUGGGUGGGUAAUUGUCUACAUAAAACUGCGGUGGCCACUGGCGUUGUGUCACUGAUAUCUAGUUUGCUAUGGUAUGAUCGUCCAGUUAUUGCGGCUCCCGCCUGUGCCAUGUCACUCUUCUGCACGGGAUUAUACACUGUUUCAUGGAACUACGAUCCCUGCUGCCAGUAUCAGGUGGAGGAAAACAAUGAGGUUGCAUUGAACAAGUUGCCGCUGACAGAAGUCUCUUCGCCUGUGAUCCUGGGCUAUGCGCCCAAUAACAAAACCAAAUACUUGCAUCGUGGCGUCACCUUUCUGUCGGCUGCUCUGUGUGCCUGGCAAAUUUGGCGGUCAUAUAAGUAGACAUAACCAAUUGAGAUUUGUGUGAUCUGAGAUCAGCAACUGGAUACGGCGCGUAAUCUUGAACUUGGCUCAAGUAUAUGAUAUAAGUUUAGUUCAACGCCAUUGUGUAUGCAUUUCAUUUAGAAUUUCCAGCGUUUUGUUUUCCCUAGUUAAAUUUUAAAGUGGUUCUAAUUCCAAAAUGUCUGUGCAUGUUUCGAAAUUUUUGAUUUUGGGCAGCUAUUUAAUCUGCGCUUGCAUUAUUUAUAAUGACAUAAUUAUGUUUUAGUUUUAAAUGCGAAAGUAAAAGUCUUAAGUUAAACGGGUUUUAGUUGUUGUUCAAGAAAAGCACUGUAUAAAAUUAAAAUUAAGCAAAAUUACUUUUUGUGUAUAAAUAAUAGUGAUUGUUAUUAGUAUAGAAAUUGAAAGCAGUGCAAGCAAGCAAAUAAACUCCAAACCAAA
Messenger RNA from Drosophila innubila, 1081 nucleotides. It is a transcript of the gene Pmi, whose product is annotated as transmembrane protein 11 homolog, mitochondrial. The record is from RefSeq and is a predicted model, not a curated record. The transcript has 4 exons. Bases 119 to 643 code for a protein of 174 amino acids. Gene Ontology annotation, biological process: inner mitochondrial membrane organization. Lineage: Eukaryota; Metazoa; Arthropoda; Insecta; Diptera; Drosophilidae. Gene Ontology annotation, cellular component: mitochondrial inner membrane.